Molecule: messenger RNA, 771 nt
Organism: Parastagonospora nodorum SN15
Lineage: Eukaryota; Fungi; Ascomycota; Dothideomycetes; Pleosporales; Phaeosphaeriaceae
Exons: 4
Coding region: 1-771 (256 amino acids)
Molecular function (GO): O-methyltransferase activity
Source: RefSeq, a predicted model, not a curated record
AUGUUCAACCCUGAAACAUCACAGGAUCUGCACUUAGUGACCUGCAUAUUCGCGAUCCGAAAAGUUGUCCUCGAGCUGUGCAGGCCUGAGGCUCUCGGAGAUUUUCAAUACAUCCAAAGUCCAGUCUUGAAUUUCACCACGCAGAUUGCCGGCUCCGGCUUUCAACCUUCUGAGGUGCUUUCGUCUCUUUCAGUAUCAGGAUCAAACACUUCUGUUUUCGUCGACGUCGGUGGCUCGACCGGGCACGUGUCUAUCCAAAUUGCGCGUUCGAACCCAAAGUGGAAGUUCAUCGUACAGGACUCGUCCGAAACCGUUACUUUAGCCAAGUCACAAGUACCAGAAGAUGUCAAAGACCAACUCUCUUUCCAGGUGCACGAUUUAUGGACGGAGCAGCCAGUGCGAGGCGCCGACGUCUACUUCUUCAAGACGAUUUUCCACGAUUGGAGCGACACGUAUUCGGUAAAGACAUUGCGCGCACUGAUACUAGCCUUGAAAGAUGGCGCAAGGAUCAUUAUUGCGGAUAUAUGCAUUCCGCCCAGAGGGGCGGUGAGCUUAUACAAAGAGCAGUGGAUGAGAGGUCUUGAUCUUGUCAUGAAGUGCUUCGCGAAUGCAAAGGAGCGUGACUUUGAGGAAUGGGCUGCGCUGUUUGCGAUGGCUGAUACUCGCUUCAAAUUCCUGGGCGUGAGGACGCCACCAGGAAGUAAGGCUUCGUUCAUAGAAGCAGAAUGGCGUCCAUUCGACACACUUAGCAGUCAAAGUGGUGGAAUUUAG